AUGAGUUUAUUACCAUUAAGAUACGAUGGAAUGACGGUCGAUUAUCUUAAAGAGAUCGCUGCUGCUAAGGGAUUAGACCUUAAGGAUGUUAAAUCUUUAAAUAAAGAAGCUUUAGUCAAGAAAAUCAAGGACUUUGACAAUCAACACGACCUCAAAGGGUAUGAAAUGUUUGUUAGCCCAGAUUCGAAUGAAGGUCAUGGAGGUCAACCAGACUUGAUCAAGGAUGUUAUUGAUGAAAAUUUAGGUUUAAAAGAUUUGAUUCAAGGUAAUCAGGAUCAUAUCGCUGCAUUAACUGAAGAACUUCACAAAUCCAAGAUUCAACAAUCAAAGUUAGCUGAUGAACUGGACAAGUCUAAGGUUAAUCCACCAAAAGGUGAAAGUGUCUCAACUGAAUACUUUACAGGUGAAUCUCAUCAAGAUACGUCUCCUCCUGCUUCCAAUGGUCACAAUUCUGCUCAUCAUUCUUCAUCGGUCAACAAAGCUGAAAAUUACAUCCAUUUUACACCAGAAGAUGUUCAUAAGAUCAAUGCUUUACGCAAGUUGAUCAAGCACCUGUCUCAACUUUCGCUGUACGCUGCUCAAGGUAAAAGAAGCUAUUUCUUUAACAAACUACAAAUGCCAGAGAAAUUAGCAAUGCCGUUUAAAAAUUCACUGGUCUUUACUGCUGAAAUUCUGCCAGCCAUUGAAAAUAUCUUGUUGUUCCUCAUUUCUAACAAGGUUGGGUUUGACGAAUACGGUGAUGUUCUAAUAUCCUUGCUCGACGGUGAUAACUUAGAGCAAUUUAAUUAUUUCAGAGCUGCUAAACUAAGAGUCAAAGAUGCUGCUGAUGGUACAGGAAUUCCCGUCACUGGUGAUAUCGCUACAUUAGGUUUAGGUCACACUGAUUAUGACAAAUUAUGGAUUAUAUUAUUAUUCUUGACCCGUGAUAUACAAUUGAAACUCUUAGUGGAUGAAUUAACAAUGAAAACUUUGAAUCUAUCUCCAAAACCUUUACACAAUGCUAAGGGUGAGGUUUUACACAUUUUAUCCAAGUACCAAAACGUAUUAGGAAACAAUCAAACAUAUAUAUCCAUGUUCAAAUCAAAAUUUCAAUCCUGGUACUACCAAUGGAACCCAAGUGCACCACCUUUAGAAGGUUCGGAAUCAGGUCAACGGUUUUUGGCUGCUACAAGUUACUCAACUUUACGUCAAAGUAUUCACAUGCUUUUAUCUGCUUCAUUAACAGUUCCAACUGCUCCAAAUGAGAAUUCAAGCUCUAUACCAGACGCUUUUUCAUCCGGUUUCAAUGCAAUGAACAUUGGGUCUCAUAGCUCUCGUUCUCAAAAUUAUGGCUCUCCAAAUCAUGGUUUUCAAAAAUACGGUUCUCAAAAUUAUGGUUCUCAAAAUUAUGGUUCAAGUGUUAGAAACCAAAAGGCUUCAUUUUCCAAGAGUUCUAAUUGUCCAAAUAAGAACCUACUCCAUAAUAUUGGGUUAAAUGAACAACAAAAACGGUUGUUUAACACGAAAUGUAAUUGUUACAUCUGCCUUAUUAAUAGAAAUCAAUACCUACUUGAAAAACAUUAUGGUCAGAAACCAAAUGGUGGUACAAAGAAUAAUCCCCAUUUUGCCGUUCUAGAAACAACUCAUGCUGCUACUCCAGAAGCUACUGCUGAAGAUGCUGUUGAUGGUGCUCCCCAAGAUCCACACGAUGAUUCUGCUAAUGACAUCACCGUUUCCUUUGAACCUUCCAUGGGUGAUUUCGAUGCUCAAACUUUAGAAGCAUUCAUUCAAGAAGAAGAAAAUUCUGCUGCUAAUGCAUGGGAAGCCCAAUUCAACAACCUUAGGCCUAGUUACUAG
Molecule: messenger RNA, 1836 nt
Organism: Hansenula ciferrii
Lineage: Eukaryota; Fungi; Ascomycota; Saccharomycetes; Phaffomycetales; Wickerhamomycetaceae
Exons: 1
Coding region: 1-1836 (611 amino acids)
Source: RefSeq, a predicted model, not a curated record